Messenger RNA from Micropterus salmoides (largemouth bass), 1626 nucleotides. RefSeq lists its product as uncharacterized. The transcript is spliced from 5 exons. NCBI's taxonomy places the organism in Eukaryota, Metazoa, Chordata, Actinopteri, Centrarchiformes, Centrarchidae. The record is from RefSeq and is a predicted model, not a curated record. Gene Ontology annotation, biological process: response to bacterium. The coding region runs from base 236 to 1417 and encodes 393 amino acids.
AGGAUAAACUACUUAAAAUCAUUACAAAAGGAUUAAUUUUGUUUAUGAAGUCCAUUAAUGAUGAGCAGACUUGUAACUGGUGAUUAUACUGUCUAUUAAGAUAAUUUUUCUUUCACUGAUUUCCAUUGUCAUGUAAUGCCAAGAUGAGAAUCAUUUAUGUUCUUCAUAUAUCUCUCACCAUUUGAUUCUUUUCAAGGAAGAAACUGACACUGUAGGUGGAAGUGAACAUGUGAUCAUGUUUCCUACAGUAUAUGGGGCUUACAGUAUAGUGUCAUCUCUGAUUGGCCAAUCAAAUACAGUCUUGUCUUUUAAGAGUGGAGAGAGCAUCAGGAGGUUUUUCAUUCAACACGGCAGUUUGAACACAAUGACACCUGCUAUGGUUGCAUUCUAUCUCGCAUGUGUGUUCUUGGGGAAAAUGGCUAAGGCAAAUGAACUGAAAGUGUCCUCAUCUGUGCGCCAAACGAGUGGUUUUGUAUCAGUUUAUGUUGGUGAUGAGGUUACUUUGCAAUGUUUCUAUGAAGGUAAUGUAGCAAGGCUUUACUGGUAUAAACAAACUCUGGGACAGAGACCAAGGCUCAUCUCUACUUUCUACAAGUACGAUAAAAAUGGAACUUUUCAUGAUGAAUUCAAGAACAAUCCACGCUUCACACUGGAUACUGCAACAGGUCAAAAUCACUUGAAGAUCUCAGAUUCACGUGUAUCAGACGCAGCUACUUACUACUGCGCAAGUAGCUUUACAUAUAUUUUUGAAUUUGCAGAGGGCACUACUGUCAGUGUAAAGGGUUCAGGUUUGACCGUCCCAGUUUCAGUCCAUCAGUCAGCAUCUGAGCCCAUCCAGCCAGGAGGCUCUGUGACUCUGAACUGUACAGUACACACUGGGACCUGUGAUGGAGAACACAGUGUUUACUGGUUCAAAAACUCUGAAGAAUCUCAUCCAGGACUCAUUUACACCCAUGGAGGCAGGAACAAUCAGUGUGAGAGGAAACCCAACACACAAACCUGUGUCUACGACUUGCCAUUGAAGAGCCUGAAUCUUUCUCAUGCUGGGACCUACUACUGUGCUGUGUCCUCAUGUGGACACAUACUGUUUGGAAACGGGACCAAGCUGGAUUUGGAAGAUGCGCGGGACUCUCUUGUCUUGGUGUAUUUCUUGAGUGGGGCUUUGGGAUUGACCACCAUCCUAGUUGUUUUGCUGGCUUUCUUGGUAUACAAGAUAAACAAGCGAAAUAGCUACUCAGGACCAGACUCUCAAGCAAAGAUUCAUGCUCCCUCCACAGUAGAUGCAGAGGGCUACCAAAAUGAAGACAGCCUCCAUUAUGCUGCUCUAAAUGUUAACCUGCCCACCAGAUCAAGAAGACAGAGGAACGACACCAAGAGUGAAUGUGUGUACUCCAGUGUGAAGCAGUCAAAUUCAUAGAAUCAUUUUGAACAUGUUUUGUACAUUUACAUGUUGAUCUUGAGAUAAAAAUCUCCUUUCUAUCUUCCUUGUGGUCUGCCGUCAACAGAUGAGUGCUCUCGGUGCUUUGGUAUGGUAAAGAAGGCCAGAUUAAUUUAUGUGCAUUAUGCAUUUCCAUGAACAUUUUGUGUCAAAUAAGAUUAAAUAAAUCAAAUCUAUUUAUGGAGUAC